Molecule: messenger RNA, 925 nt
Organism: Dendronephthya gigantea
Lineage: Eukaryota; Metazoa; Cnidaria; Anthozoa; Malacalcyonacea; Nephtheidae
Exons: 1
Coding region: 248-925 (225 amino acids)
Source: RefSeq, a predicted model, not a curated record
UCCGCCGCAAGAUGCCAAAGCGAAAGAACAAAAAAUGGAUGAAGAAAUCAUUCCAGAUGAUGCAAAAGAAGGUAUGUGCUCACCAUUCAUUUUCUAAAAUGUAAUGAAUAUGACUCCAAAAAUGUAAUAAAUAUGACUAUAAGUAACGUCUUCUUAUCUAUAUACUUCAGAUGACCAGAAUAGCGACGAGUGGGUCAAGGCGCUCGGGCUGAAGAAAAGCGAUCGAUCUGAUCUUCGCAAAAAGAGUAUGUUGAACGAUCGAAUCAUAAAUGCUGCACAAAAGUUAAUAAAGAAGAAAUUCCCACUUGUCGGUGGCCUUCAGGAUCCCCUGUUGUCACAACUAUCAUUCAAUCGUUGCACCAGCGAAGGAAUUCAGAUCCACAACACUGGUAAAUGUCACUGGAUUACGUCGUCGUGCAUUGGCGGGCAGCCAGUAAGUGUGUAUGAUAGUCUGUACGAUGAUUUAACAGAAUCCAGCGAAAUACAGCUGGUACAAUGUUACAACAAUUGUGUCGACCAGGCGGGCCAGCUUCAUAUUGAAAUGGCUUCAUUUCAGAAGCAGAAAGGAUCUACAGAUUGCGGUUUAUUUGCCAUUGCAAGUGCAUAUGAGCUUGCAAGUGGAAAUACGCACUUUAAUUACGAAGUUCCGUUUGAACAGAAGGCAAUGAGAGAACAUUUAAUCGCCUGCUUCGAGAAUGAAGAACUAUCGUCGUUUCCUCGUGCCCAAAAAGCGGCUGCAAUGGGCAAAAACAACGAAAAACUGUUAUCCAUACAAACUCAUUGUGUUUGUCAGUUGCCAGAAUGUGGUGAUAUGGUGCAAUGCGACCUUUGUGACAUGUGGUACCAUUUAGCAUGUACCAAUUUGAGCCAAGCUCCUGGCGAAAGUGACGAUUGGCUUUGCCAGUCAUGUGCGCCGCUUUUGUAA